AUGAGGAACGCAACAGUCCCCUCCAGUAUUGAAACGAGUGUUCUCAAAAACACUGAAACGCUGCUGUGUGUUUUUCUGCUGACUGCAGUCGUAGCGUUGUGUGUCUUCUUCACUCAAGAGAGACAACAGCUCGUGUCCAGGAAUGAGAAUCUGACUAGAGAGAGAGACCAGCUGAAACAGGAGAAAAAUGAUCUUCAGACCAGUCUCGGUAAAGUGGAUGGAUGGAUCUGCCAUCAAUCCAGUCUGUACUUUUUUUCCUCUGAGAGGAAGAACUGGACGGAGAGCAGAAGAUCCUGCAGAGAGAGAGGAGCAGAUCUGAUCAUCAUCAACAACAGAGAGGAAGAAGACUUUGUUACGCAGGUGUCUGUUUUUAAUGCAAUCUGGAUUGGUUUGACUGACGCUGAUGAAGAAGGCAGAUGGAAAUGGGUUGAUGGCAGCACAAUGACCUCUGGCUUCUGGAUGUCUGGAGAGCCAAACAGUUUCAUGGGUCUAGAGGAAGACUGUGUCUUAGCUUCAUAUGGAUGGAAUGAUUCUCCGUGUAAUGUGGCAUAUGGAUGGAUUUGUGAGAAGACUAUUUUUUAAAAUGAAACUAUCACAACCACAACACAUACUUUAUGUACCUAAAUAUGAUAUACACAACGGUAGCUCUUUACAGUUAGUGUACUUCUCUGGUACAUGCGUGGUAAAUAUCUACAGGCAAAUGUGUGUCUUGUCAUGUACCACACCCAGGCAUGUGAUCGGACAUUGGACAGAUCUGUUUCGGACAUUGAAAAUAAAAUGUUUUUGAGCAGCAAAGCAGCAUAUUAGAAUGAUUUCUGAAUGAUCAUGUGACAUUGGAGACUGGAGUAAACAAUAUGUAACUUUAUAUUCACAUAAAAACAGUUGUUUGAACCGUUAUAAUAUUUCAUAAUAUUGCUGUUUUACUGUAAAAAAUUAAUGCAGCCUUGGUGAACAUGAGAUUUCUUUUAAAACCUUAAGCAAAUCUUACAGAUCAAAACUAUUCAAUGGUAUGUGUGAAAUAUGUACUCACGGAAAGGUCUGCUUGUUGUCAAUGCUUUAUUACCAUGUGUUUUAUUUUGCUUUUUUAGCAGCUCUUCAUCCUCAUCUAAUUAAGAUAAAGAUUAUUAUCUCUCAACAUAUUUCUUUAAAGAAAUAAAAAC
Carassius gibelio (silver crucian carp) is the source of this 1160-nucleotide messenger RNA. RefSeq names its product C-type lectin domain family 4 member M-like. The transcript has 5 exons. The record is from RefSeq and is a predicted model, not a curated record. Bases 1 to 582 code for a protein of 193 amino acids. NCBI's taxonomy places the organism in Eukaryota, Metazoa, Chordata, Actinopteri, Cypriniformes, Cyprinidae.